Molecule: messenger RNA, 681 nt
Organism: Galeopterus variegatus (Sunda flying lemur)
Lineage: Eukaryota; Metazoa; Chordata; Mammalia; Dermoptera; Cynocephalidae
Gene: PLA2G5
Product: phospholipase A2, group V
Exons: 4
Coding region: 1-417 (138 amino acids)
Biological process (GO): arachidonate secretion; negative regulation of T cell proliferation; phospholipid metabolic process
Molecular function (GO): calcium ion binding; phospholipid binding
Source: RefSeq, a predicted model, not a curated record
AUGAAGGGCCUCCUCACACUGGCUUGGUUCCUGGCUUAUAGUGUGCCUGCUGUGCCAGGGAGCUUGCUAGAGCUGAAGUCAAUGAUUGAGGAGGUGACUGGAAAGGAUGCCCUGAAGAACUAUGGCUUUUAUGGCUGUUACUGUGGCUGGGGUGGCCAGGGAACCCCCAAGGAUGGCACCGAUUGGUGCUGCUGGAUGCAUGACCACUGUUACGAGCACCUGGAGGAGAAAGGCUGUGACAUCCGGACACAGUCAUACAAAUACAGAUUUUCAAAGGGAAUGGUCACUUGCGAGUUUGGGCACUUCUGCCAGAUGCAGCUCUGUGCCUGUGACCGGAAGCUUGUCUACUGCCUGAAGAGAAACCUGUGGAGCUAUAAUCGUCAUUACCGAUACUUUCCCAACAUCUUCUGCUUCUGACCUCAUCCUUCCUGGAUGGUCCACUGGGCUUGGAGGAGCACCAGGGCCACACUUCACCCUCUGGAAAGUCCCAAGAGUGUGACUCUGGUCAUAGGAAUGGGAAGGUCCCAGGGGCACAGGGCUGUCACUUCUGAGGUUCCCUUCCUCUGUGUUGGCAGCUGUCCCCUAACCCUGGGCCAGCCAUGUCUCUCCUCUCUGAAGACAGCAUCCCAUCUCAGUUGGAAGACUUUCCUGGGAUACACUUACUUUCCAUUUCUGCAAUCA